Sipha flava (yellow sugarcane aphid) is the source of this 844-nucleotide messenger RNA. RefSeq lists its product as uncharacterized. Lineage: Eukaryota; Metazoa; Arthropoda; Insecta; Hemiptera; Aphididae. The transcript is spliced from 2 exons. The coding region runs from base 350 to 844 and encodes 164 amino acids. The record is from RefSeq and is a predicted model, not a curated record.
UGUUAACGCAUUUUUUUUUUAUUUUAAAAUUAUUUAACAUUUUUACAAAUUGAAGUAUUCCCGAUUCUGUACGAAUUAUCAUUUGUCUUCAAGCUAUGGUUCGUACUUGCAUUGUUUGUCAUGUAUCCUCUAAAGAUAAUACAGGCAACGUAUCAUUUCAUUUUUGAAAACAAGUGACGAAAAUAAUCCAUCUCCAAUUGAAGGUAUAGAAAAUGUAAGCGUGUUACCAACAGAGUCAGAGCCAGCUACAUUUUCUGAUUCGUGUGAAGUCGAUUCUAACAGUCAAUAUGAUAUCGCAUUUGCUAUUGAAGAAAAUGCAAAUCUAAAAAUUCAAAAAAACGAUCCAAAUAUGCUUUAUAAAUAUUUAAAAGAAACGUGGUCACCUAAACAAAAUUAUAUUUUCCCUGUAAGUAUGAAUAAAAAAGGUCAUAAAAGAAGCUUUCAAAUUGAAUGGCUAAAUAAGCACAACUGGUUAGCUUAUAGUCGUAAUAGAGAAGGAGCGUUUUGUAAAGUAUGUGUACUUUUUGGACCAAAGUUUGGUGGGAUUGGAGGACAAAGGCUUGUGGUCUUAAAAGAAAUUCCUAUGAUAAAAUACAAAGAUGCUUUACAUGAUUUUAAGAUACAUAUGGAAAGAGAAUAUCAUAAAAUAGCAAUUGUGCGAUCUUUAGAAUUUAUAAAAUGUUUUGAAGGCAAACAAAAAACAAUAAAAAUUCAACUUGAUGACCAACUAAAUGAAACUGUCAAACAAAAUAAAAAGAAAUUAAUUCCUAUAAUUAAAACAAUUAUUUUUUGUGGUCGUCAUAAUAUAUCUAUAAGGAGGCAUAGAGACGAUGUUAAUUUAUGA